Messenger RNA from Eufriesea mexicana, 1774 nucleotides. RefSeq names its product sialin. Gene Ontology annotation, biological process: monoatomic anion transport; transmembrane transport. The record is from RefSeq and is a predicted model, not a curated record. Gene Ontology annotation, molecular function: transmembrane transporter activity. The coding region runs from base 197 to 1774 and encodes 525 amino acids. Lineage: Eukaryota; Metazoa; Arthropoda; Insecta; Hymenoptera; Apidae. The transcript is spliced from 9 exons. Gene Ontology annotation, cellular component: membrane.
CAGAGAUGUUCAUUCACUCGCGCUCCCAGAUGACCAGUGUGGUUCGUGCAACUCGCGACGGUCCAGAUUGACCCCGUAUCACCGUGACGAAGAGGUGUCAGUGAAAGACUAGCCUGGAUCACCGUAAAAUGUGUCUAGAUCCGUAUCGGUGCCCUCUAAUGAAAGCUCGAACUGUGCUGCGAUUCGUGUGAUAAACAUGGCCGCGCUUGUUCGUCUUAAACGUGGAAGCGUCCAGUUGAGACAUGCGGCGCUGGAAAUGAAAGCGGCUGUACGAGCGCGACACAUCGUUGCAGCUCUCGUUGCAGUUGGAUUUGCACUGUGUGGUGCAGUGGAAGUGAGUUCCUCGGUCGCAUUGCUUGCCAAUCAGAAGGAUAAUCAUGAAAUCAUCGAUACUUCGUGGCAUUGCGAAUUGCUGGUCAACGUCAGCAGUCGUAAUCGCACCGAAGACUUCGAAGUUAUACUCAUGGAGUUACCACCGGAAGAACGAGCAGAAUCUAUAAUGAGAGAGGCAUUUCUGUGGGGUCAAGUGGCAGGACCAAUUUUGGGAGGAUGUUUAGUGUGGGGCAGGUCGGGACCCUCGAUGGUGUUUUCACGUGCAGUUCUAAGUGCUUGCUUGGCAUUAUUGUUGGUGCCAGCUGCGUGGAGAGGUCCGUCUCAUGUAGCACUUCGUUUGUUUCAAGGAUUAUGUACAGGCGCAACUAUGCCUGCAGCUCACAUGCUCGCUAUGACCUGGUUUAAGAGUACUCACAGAAGUUGGUACUUCAGUUGCUACGCUGCUGUCAGCGUUGGAUAUUGCCUCACAGGAUGGUUGGGUACAGCUGUGGUUCGAAGUUUUGGCCGAGAUUCGCUCUGUUAUGGUCUUGUUUGCAUUGCAUUAUGCUGGUACUUUGCUUUUGGUCGAUUCGUCAAAGACACGCCGAAGUCAUACCAGCAUGACACAAAUGCAGCUGUGAUUCCAUGGGGAAAAUUACUGCGAUCGGUUCCUGUUUGGGCAUCUGCUGUAGCGACGAUGGGAAAUCAAUGGGGCGAUGCAACCCUUGCACUUGGAAUGACGAAGUAUUUGAAACUCAUUUAUGGAUUCUCAACAGCAAAUGACUCUGUUCUUACUACGUUACCUCACAUUGGUCAUUUCAUGGCUGCCCUAACGUGUGGUCUUCUCGUGGAUCAUGUUCGUGAAUCAAAAAUUGUUUCAACGACUACAGCGAGAAAGCUGGUUGUUUAUACUGCUCAUUUUAUUCCAGCUGCCCUACUUUUUGUUGCUGGUUACGCCGGUUGUCAAGCACUAGGUGCAGCCUGGUUAGGUAUAGCUGCUCUCCUUGUUUCUGGCACUGCACCAGCAGGUGCUCUAGCAGCUAUAGCAGACCUUGCACCUGUAGAAUCUCCAGCCUGUGCUGCAGCAGCAUGUGCAUUAUGCUCUACCCUAGGCGCUGCAGGCCUGUUGGCUGCUAAUUACUUCGUUACUCAGGCCCUUCAUGGUUCUAUCGCUGGUUCAUGGCGGCUGGUGUUUGGCGUCGCUUCCGUAGUUCUCCUGUCGACCGCUGCGGUUUUCCUGGCGCUAGGUAAAGGCGUCCCGCAGCCAUGGAUUCCUUCCGUGGCCAGACCUCGUAGUCACGACGCGAUUUACGAGCAGGACGCCUUGGAACUCGAUUACGAAGAUGUCGGCGUCCAGACAGAGCCUUUUAGUCCUUAUCCACUGGACGACGAUGCAGAAGGCGCGAGAAACGUGCCUCGUUCUGCCUCGGUCCACUCGAAAAUUUCGCAAGCCUCCAGCUAA